AUGAGCGUCGAUACUCUAGAACCUGCUGCUGCUGCGGCUCCGGCUUCAGCGGCCGACAUUGAAGAGAGACGAUGGAAGUAUCUCAACCACAUCCGUCGAAAUCCAGGCCCCUAUACCGACCCCGAUGCUACCGGUCCCGAGUUUCUCGAGCAGUUUGACAAGUUCAAGGUUCUCGUCAUCGGCGCUGGUGGCCUAGGAUGCGAAAUCCUCAAGAACCUCGCCAUGUCGCGAUUCAAAAACAUUCACGUAAUAGACAUGGGUCCGUCCGCCACCCCCUCCACCGCUACUGACAUGACCAUCAGCUCACGGCGCUCUCCAGAUACCAUCGACAUCUCCAACCUGAACCGACAGUUCCUCUUCCGCAAGUCCGAUGUCGGCAAGUACAAGGCCGAGGUGGCCGCCGAGUUCGUGCAGAAGAGGGUCAAGGGCGUGUCCAUCACGGCGCACAACAACCGCAUCCAGGACUUUGACGAGGAGUUCUAUAACCAGUUCCAGCUCAUCAUCUGCGGCCUGGACAGCAUCGAGGCGCGUCGGUGGAUCAACGCCAUGCUGGUGUCCAUCGCGGAGGAGGGUAAGGACCCCGAUGCGAUAAAGCCACUCAUCGACGGCGGCACCGAGGGCUUCAAGGGCCAGGCCAGAGUCAUCAUACCAUCCAUAACCUCGUGCAUCGAGUGCCAGCUGGACAUGCACGCCCCACGUGCAGCUGUCCCGCUCUGCACCAUCGCCUCGAUCCCGCGCCAGCCCGAGCACUGCAUCGAGUGGGCCCAUGUCAUUGCCUGGGAGCAGGAGAAGCCGUUCCCCAAGCUCGACAAGGAUGAUCCGGAGCACGUCACCUGGCUGUUCCAGAAGGCCCUGAUCCGCGCCCAAGAGUUUGGCAUCUCGGGCGUGACGUAUUCCCUAACGCAAGGUACCAUCAAGAACAUUAUCCCGGCCAUUGCAUCCACCAAUGCCAUCAUUGCUGCCGCCUGCUGUAACGAGGCCUUCAAGAUUGCCACUGGCUCGGCCCCAUGUCUGGGAUUCGAGUCCAACUAUAUGAUGUACUCGGGGAACGACAGCAUCUACACCUACACUUUCAAGCAUGAGAAGAAGGAUGACUGCCCCGUCUGCGGACGCCAAGCCCGCCCUCUCGAAGUCGACCCCAAGACUACUCUGCAAGACCUUAUCGACUCGUUCGCUGUACGACCCGAAGCCCAGCUCAAGAAGCCAUCCAUCCGCGCCGAGAGCAAGACCCUAUACAUGCAGUUCCCCCCUGGCCUAGAAGAGCAGACACGUCCCAACCUGAGCAAGUCACUCAAUGAGCUUGGUCUUGAGGAAGGGCAGGAAAUUGUAGUAACCGACCCCGCAUUCCCCCUCGAGUUCAACUUCUUCCUCAAGUUCAAGACGAGUUCCUGA
This is a messenger RNA of Fusarium keratoplasticum, 1392 nucleotides long. Its product is annotated as NEDD8-activating enzyme E1 catalytic subunit. The record is from RefSeq and is a predicted model, not a curated record. The transcript has 4 exons. Bases 1 to 1392 code for a protein of 463 amino acids. Gene Ontology annotation, molecular function: NEDD8 activating enzyme activity. Lineage: Eukaryota; Fungi; Ascomycota; Sordariomycetes; Hypocreales; Nectriaceae. Gene Ontology annotation, biological process: protein neddylation. Gene Ontology annotation, cellular component: cytoplasm; nucleus.